Phlebotomus papatasi is the source of this 2147-nucleotide messenger RNA. RefSeq names its product NEDD4-binding protein 1. Gene Ontology annotation, molecular function: RNA endonuclease activity; mRNA binding. Bases 218 to 2056 code for a protein of 612 amino acids. The transcript is spliced from 6 exons. Gene Ontology annotation, cellular component: nucleus; cytoplasmic ribonucleoprotein granule. NCBI's taxonomy places the organism in Eukaryota, Metazoa, Arthropoda, Insecta, Diptera, Psychodidae. The record is from RefSeq and is a predicted model, not a curated record.
ACUCCUAGAAAAUUUAACCAAUUCCAGAAAUUUAACCAGAAGAUUAAAAAGACUCAGCGAUAUCACAGAAUAUGGCCAUAAGAGACUCUUAAAAAGAACAGCGUUUCCAAUAAGUUGUGUUAACUGUCCGUGUGAUGAGACUGGCCUCAAAGGAGAUUGUGCCAAGUUAUUUCAGCAAGCAUCGGAAAAUUCCGGGGCAGUUGAUAUCAGCUUAGACAUGCCAAAGACUAAGUGUAAAUAUUUUGGCUGUAACAAUGACUCCACAAUUCCCAUGUUUCGUGUUGCUUGUUCGUCACGCCAAAAAGAUCUUUGGGUGAAGCAUUCUGGCAAUGAUGCCUUGGAAGACUCUGACUUUAUAUGCUACGAACAUUUUUAUAAAAGUGAUAUCAGAGACGUUGGUCUCAAGAAAAUAUUGAAAAACAGUGCGUUUCCAAAGAGUUGUGUUAAUUGUCUUUGUGAUCAAAACGGCAUCAAAGGAGAUUGUGCUAACUUACUUAAUUCCGGGAGAGUUGAUAAACAACCUAGUACAACCAUAAAAAAGAACGUAUUGGAAAAGUUGGCAGAAACUGGGGAUUACAUUCCUCUAAAUGCCAAGUCUUCUCCGCGGCCAAGCACAUCCCCUAAAGCUGGGCCAUCAAGGAAGAGAUCGCGUGAAAAUGACAUUGAAGAUGAUAGUGAGGGAUUGAAAGGAGUACCAAAGUUAGUAGCCAAAAGCUAUCCCAAUAAUUUUGGUAAUACAUUGAAACAUGUUCCACCCCUUGCAUUUAUCGGAAAGAACUUGACUAAACCGGUACAGGUUCCAAAAAGUAACAUUGAAUAUGAUGGUGAAGCAUUGAAAGCAGUACCAAGGAUAGUGGUACAAAACUCUCCCAAUAAUAUUGGUAACACAUCAAAACAUGUUCCACCCCUUACACUUAUUGGAACCAUUCCUGUACAGGUUCUAAGUCAGCCUGAACAGGCUUUAGAUAAGUCCGAACAGGUUUCAGAUAUACCCGAUCAGGCUUCAAAGAAGCCUGAUCAGGCUACAAAUAAGUCCGAACAGGCUUCAAAUAAGCCUGAAAAUGAGUCAGUUUGCGAUUCAGUGACUCAAAAUGAGGCUGAAAAGGAGAUCUCUAUGGAUUUGGUGAAGGAAGAAACUGCAGAUCCAUUAGAUUGUAGUGAUGUUGUGGUUGUGUCAACCUAUCAAAACGUAACACCUAGGCGAGUGGUCCCUGACAGACCUGAUGAUUCUGUUGAAAUAAUCCCAGUUAUCGAUGAUAAUUCUUCAGACGAAGAAUCUGUUAUUGCUGUCAAUGAGACAGCUGAUGAUUCAGUCAUUUUUGUCUAUGAGGAAAAGGGAUCUGCUAAACCACAGGUCAAGACUCCGAAUUUCAAUAAGGGGAAGAAAUUUACACCUGUGAAAUCUCCGAAAAAGAAGCAUUAUAAAGCUAAGUUUCAAAAACAAGUGCCAAUAGCUUCUAGCAGUCAAAAUCCCACUACAUCUGUUCCGAAAAACAAAGGAAGUGCUGAAAAUGUUUCGGAAACCCAAAAAUCGAAGAAAAUCAAAAUAAUGAAGGACACCGGAUCAUCAACUGGAGAGAAGAAACCAAGAUUUAUCGUAAUUGAUGGGAGCAAUGUAGCUUUCCAUCAUUCUCUGCUGAAAAAGGUAUUCUCCGUGGAAGGUCUCAAAAUUGCCAUUGAAUAUUUUGAAGAGAAGGGACACGAAGUUGUUGCAGUUGUUCCGCAAUUCCGUUCCAGGAAGAAUUUGUCUACGGAUCCUGAGCUCCUUAGAGAUCUCAAUCUCAAGGGAAAGGUGAUUUUUAGUCCGGCAAAGAAUAUUCACGGAUUCACACUGUCCAGCUAUGACGAUCUGUUGAUUAUGCAGGUGGCAGAAAAGAACCAGGGCGUCAUCAUAUCCAACGACAACUUUGCUGAUCUUCUUGGGCAGAACAUUCAAUGGGACACCAUCAUCGGAACUCGUGUUGUUGGCUUCACAUGGUUCAAGGAUCAAUUUUUCCUGCCCCUUGAUCCCUACGGGCGCGAUGGACCAAGAAUUGACGAUAUUUUGUAUCAAUGAAUUAUUUUUCUUUUGUGUAAAUACUAAAAUGAAUUCUUUUAAGAUUGUCCGUUAAAUAUGAUUUUUUGGAAUAAAAAACUGCUAGAAAAUA